Molecule: messenger RNA, 2778 nt
Organism: Xylaria bambusicola
Lineage: Eukaryota; Fungi; Ascomycota; Sordariomycetes; Xylariales; Xylariaceae
Exons: 3
Coding region: 1-2778 (925 amino acids)
Source: RefSeq, a predicted model, not a curated record
AUGUCCGAAGGGGAGGUCAGUGGGGGUGGUGACCGCUUUUUCUCCAUUAGGAGAUUCUCUCCCAUCUCACUUCCUCCGCCAGAGCUGGAAUCGGAAUACAAAUUGCCACCAACGAAACAGGCGCGAAGCAUCACUCCUCGCGGUCAACGUUUCAGCAAACUGAGUGACGCCUACCUAAACAUUACUUCUCGCCUUGGGUCGAAACAAACUACUCAUAAGGCGUUGGAUCAGCACCAGUCAAGUUCAACAGAUUCUGUAGUAUCAUCUGUCGCUGUCCCACGUCUUGUAAGGUCACAAGAUGAACUUCAGGCCCGGACUUCCGCUUCGGCUAUGCGGUUCUUUAUGAAAAAGUCACGCCGUACUACCCUGGGUUCAAUCGAUACUCCGGAAGAAGAUUUGGCACCUAAGGCGGACCGCGGUGAUAACGCCGGCCCCAGUCUUAGAAAACAGAUUGACAAUGAGCUACCAACCUCAAGUGGCCCGCCUCAGGAUACUACUAGCAGCACCAUUAAGAGAAUCGUUGCUCAGUAUGACGGCAGUACAUCUAGUCUUAGGGCCGAGUAUAACAACUCUCGAGAGUAUUGCUGGAAGACCGAACUGCCUCGCUCUCAGCCUCCUCAAGCAUCCCUUCCCGAGCCUCCACCUAUGAACACGCAACGUAGUGCAUAUGCACACCAGGGCGAGCACGAUUCUCCGGGACUGGACUCAAGCAUUACUGACUCGCAGCAUCUUCUUGACGCUGAAGCGCAGGCUCACGAAUUAGACGAAGUGGGACGCGCCCUGUUCCCACUCCCUCUUAACAUCGCUCGAACACUGCAUGAUACAGAAAUAACACGCCAGCAGCACUACAAUGCUCUAAGAAUCAAUGAUGACUUUAUGGAACCCGGGAAGAAGGCUCCCAAUGACAAUCUAUCGGCACAUCGAUACGACGGGUGCUGCAAAACGUAUCUUAAGCCUCAGAUGCAGCGGGACAUAAGUCAAGAGCUAAGGCGCCUUAGCAGUUCUCCCAAACCAAUGUAUAGUGCAGAAAAUUCCGAGCACUUCCCAGUUCAACAGGAACAACCCCAGGACGAUACUUUUAGUCAAUCUGGCCUUCUGACACCUAGUACUGGAGGAAAACGUGUUCGACACAUUAAGGUGGUUAUCGGAAGAGAAUCCAAGAUUAGCAAGGAUAAUCAUGAGGGCAAUGGUGCGUAUAAUGAUGCCAAACACGAUCACCGCGACAUAUGUUCCGAAGACGGUGAUUGGAUAACGGAGGCAACAAGUGAUGUUGGCUUCGGCAUCAGUACUGUUCCCCUUGCUGAAGGACCUUUGACUGGCGGUUUCAAGAAAGCUGGGAGCAGCAUCGCCGACUAUUCUGACGACGGCUACGAAGACAUACUAGAUAGAUUUGGAUCGCAGGAAAGAAUUCUCCAGAAUCCGGAGGGUGACGAUAAAGACAAAAUGUCUUUUAGUCGGCGAAUGAAUCAACCGAAAUUCGCAAGCGUGUUCUCGCGCCGACAUGGUACCCGCCUAGAGCUCUCCAGUCUUCCUUGGGCAAGUACAACACAGGAGGAAGCUGGCCAAUUCCGACCCCAAAUUCUACGCAAGAAUAAGAAUCCGUAUCGAGAGUUUAACAACAGACAAAACAAGACUUCUGGCCGGCUUGUUUUCAACUUUGAUCAGAAUGCUCCUCCACGGUACGAGUUUCGCGACUCGAUUUCAGAGUAUGAGCCGGCAGCAGCCAGCACGAAGGCAAACUGCGGCACUCGCAUAUAUGAUACACGUGGAUCCCUACCAUCUCCGGUGUCAGAUGUCGCUGAAGAAAACCAUCUACACAAUACGGAUACUGAAUUUAACCGCUCUGCUGAGUUUGAUGCGGACGCAAUUCUAUCCAACAAUUUCCCUCAGCAGAGUAAACAUUGUCAAACGGUUGGUCUUGGUCAAGAUACAAGGUUUAGUAUUUACGCAGCAGAUCGAAAAAAUCAGAUCGAAGGAAUUGAUAACCGGGAAUUCGCGGCUGCUUCUUCAUACUACGAUCAGCCAUCAGCAAAUUCAGUCCGGUCGAAAUUUAAUUUUGAGCUGUUGCCUCUUGAUCAAGCCCGGAGGAGAGAUAGAUCGAAAAGAUACAGCGGCGAGAUCAACGAGGACGAGCCAACGGCAGCCAGAAUUAAGCGAAACCAGAGUGUUCGAUCUAUCAAAAGGACACAUAGUCCUCCUAAACCACCUACUAAAGCUUUCCUCACUGGCCCUGAUCUCUCUGCGAACUUCUCGUCGCCAAAAUGGCAGGCACAAAAUUCAGACUUGACAGACACGCCAGCCCCAUUUUCAAUGGGUUGUCACGAGAGUGCCACAUCUGUUGAACGUAAACAUCAGAAGGUUAACUCGCUGGGCACCAAGGAUAACUCGUCCUCUUUUACCACAAAAUCGGCCGCCGAAAGUCUUUGGUAUGGCCAAAAAGCCCAUUUCGGCGUACCAGUUCAAGAUAUGUACCAGUACAGAUUACGGCCGGCUUUAAUUGCGCCAGAUGAUUACGUUUCCGAUCAUGCCGAUGAUAUCCGUCGAUCAUGCUUCUAUGUUCUAGCAGUAUUGUCUAUCCUACCCUUCGUCGGCGUCCUCGUUUUGACUGGGGCCUUCAGCGAAGGCCUGAAAUGGGCUACUCGAGGUGAGGUGGACCGACUAAACUCUCGCCAGCAGCGGAUCAUCAAAUGCAUACUCAUUUCCGAGUGUGUCUUGUACACUGGCGGCGUCGUGGCUGUAGUGGUCUACUUCGUCUUGGAGAGUAAGGCCUACACCUAA